GGCUUCGCGAUCAGAAACGGAAGCAAUGGCAGCGACGCUGCUUCACAGCUGCCCACGCCAAAGAUGGAUGCAAGAUUCGAGGAUCCUGUGGGCAGGAGGGAUCCAAGGGUGGCUCAAGUGGCCCUGGAUCCAGCUUCCACACCAAUCAUAGACCUCAACGCAGCCACCUUCCAGGCUGGAGGCAGCCCCAAUCGCAUCUCCCUGGCUGACCUGCUCCAUAAUGAUGGCGGCCCGCCGCGCUUCAUUAGCCCAUUUAUCCCAGGAAGGUCAACGCGCGUGGACCAGUCAACACUUCCUCUGAUGGUGUACCUUCCCGGCAUUGACGGCACAGGCUUGGCAGCUUCGCGGCAGUUUCCCUUCCUGGUCGAUGCAUUCGACCUGCAUGCGCUGUCCAUCCCGGGCGCUGACAGGACUCCCUUCGAGGGCCUUAUCAGCCUGAUAGAGGAGUACAUGGAUUUGGUAGUAUCACAGAGUCCCCCGGAGCGGCCAGUGUAUCUGCUCGGGGAGUCGUUCGGGGGCGUGCUUGCGCUGGCGGUUGCAGAGGCGCGGCCGGAUCUGGUGGACAGAGUUGUAUUAGUCAACCCUGCCACCUCAUUCUCUCGCUCCCUCUGGCCCGCGCUAGGGCCCUUCCUGCCAAGGGUCCCUAAGGAGUUGUAUGGGUCGGUGCCGGUGGCCCUGGCGCCCAUUCUGGGCAACCCCAUCCUGUUGGCAGCCUUUGGUGUGGACACCUCGGCGCCACUACAAGACCAGGCGGUGGCGUUUGGGCAGGGAGUUGUGUCGCUGAUACCGCAGCUGCAGGCACUCACAGAGAUCCUGCCGCCGCCAACCUUACAAUGGAAGCUGAAGCUUCUGGAGGAGGGCAACAGGCAGCUGGCUCCGAAGCUGAAGGAUGUCAAUCAGCGUGUGCUGUUACUGGUGGGCAGCGGUGAUCUGCUGCUGCCGUCCGGCGAGGAGGGGCCGCGCCUCGAGAAGCUGCUACCCCGCUGCCGCCUCAAGGUGAUGCAGGGGCGCAGUCACGCGCUGCUGCAGGAGGCCGGCAUAAAUCUGGUGAGCAUCCUCAAGGAGGAGGGCUUUUAUGUGGAACAGCGGAAUAUGUCGGCUCCGACAUGCUUCAUGUAUCCCAAAUCAAGUGAAGAGUCCUACACGACAACCAUCCGCCGGCUGACGAGCCCGGUCUUCUUCUCCACAACAUCAGACGGCAUCGUGCAGCGCGGCCUCGGGAAUCUCCCCGACGCGCGGCCGGUCCUUUUUGUCGGCAACCACCAGACUUUUGCGCUGGACCUGGGGCUCAUGGUGGAGCAGAUUGUCCGUGAGCGGGGGAUCCUUCCCCGGGGACUGGCUCACCCCGCCAUAUUUGCGGAGGAUGCCAAGGAGGACAGCGGGUCGUUCAGGAACUUCAUGACCACAUUUGGUGCAGUCCCCGUGGGCGGCCGCAACUUCUUCAAGCUCUUGCAAAACAAGGAGGCCGUGCUGCUCUUCCCCGGGGGCGUCCGCGAGGCAUACAAGGGCAAGGGGGAGGAGUAUAAGCUGUUCUGGCCGGAGCGGCCGGAGUUUGUGCGCAUGGCGGCCCGUUACGGCGCCACCAUCGUUCCGUUUGCGGGCGUCGGCGCGGAGGACGCUGUAACCAUGUUGUUGGAGCCUGCCGAGAUCAGAAACCUGCCUUUCAUCGGAGGCAUGAUCGAGCAGCGCGCGCGCAACAGCAUCCCCCAGGCACGAAGGGGAGUGAGCGAGGACAAGGAGCUGGAGGAUCUGUUCAUAGCGCCGUUUGCAGUUCCCAAGGCGCCCCAGCGGUUCUAUUAUCUCUUCGGGAAGCCCAUCGAGACGAGCCGAGCUGACCUGGACGACCCGGCGCGCGUCGGCCACCUGUAUCGCCAGGUCAAGGGAGAGGUGGAGAGUGGCAUCAGUUUCCUGUUGCGCAAUCGGCAGCGCGACCCUUACAAUCACUUCCUACCCCGGGCCCUCUAUGAGGCAGCCUCCGGCGGCAAGCAGGCUCCAACGUUUCCCCUCCCUUGA
Molecule: messenger RNA, 2013 nt
Organism: Coccomyxa subellipsoidea C-169
Lineage: Eukaryota; Viridiplantae; Chlorophyta; Trebouxiophyceae; Coccomyxaceae
Product: alpha/beta-hydrolase
Exons: 13
Coding region: 64-2013 (649 amino acids)
Cellular component (GO): membrane
Source: RefSeq, a predicted model, not a curated record